This is a messenger RNA of Tripterygium wilfordii, 3796 nucleotides long. RefSeq names its product nuclear pore complex protein NUP98A-like. Lineage: Eukaryota; Viridiplantae; Streptophyta; Magnoliopsida; Celastrales; Celastraceae. The transcript has 13 exons. The record is from RefSeq and is a predicted model, not a curated record. Gene Ontology annotation, molecular function: structural constituent of nuclear pore. Gene Ontology annotation, biological process: post-transcriptional tethering of RNA polymerase II gene DNA at nuclear periphery; RNA export from nucleus; protein import into nucleus. Bases 205 to 3474 code for a protein of 1089 amino acids. Gene Ontology annotation, cellular component: nuclear pore; nuclear pore cytoplasmic filaments.
UCUACGGUUCAGUCCUACCCUUAUAGUCAAGUCACCAAAAGUAGCUCUUUACGUGCGUGGAGUUAAUUUCCUCUCUCAUUCUCGAUCUCUAUCACUCGCUUUUGGUUUCCGAUGAAGAUUCAGAUCGACUACAAGCUCCUUCAGUAAUCCUAAUUGUUAAAUUAUCAGUUGCAGGGUUGAUUGGUUGAAGAAUUGUGCGGAACAAUGUUUGGUUCGAAUACCCCUUUUGGGCAGUCAUCUACUAGCCCAUUCGGGACGCAGUCCGUCUUUGGGCAAAACAGUGGUGCGAGUAAUAAUCCUUUUGCUCCCAAACCUUUUGGCAGCACAACACCAUUUGGUUCACAAACAGGUAGUUCCAUUUUUGGGGGCACUUCAACUGGUGUGUUUGGGCCUACCCAAUCUUCUUCACCCUUCUCUUCGACAACGGCAUUUGGUGCUUCAUCUUCUCCCUUUUCAACACCUGCUUUUGGAGCUUCUUCUACCCCGGCUUUUGGUAGUUCAUCGGCAUCCUUUGGUGGAUCUUCUGUUUUUGGUCAGAAGCCUGCUUUUGGUGGUUUUGGCUCUGCUGCUCAAACAACUCCUUUUGGAAGCGCAACCCAGCAGUCUCAGCCUACAUUUGGCAGUAGUGUAUUUGGUUCUUCCUCACCCUUUGGUGCAUCAAGUCAGGGUGCUUUUGGUGCCACGAGCUCCCCUGGAUUUGGUACCACGAGCACCCCUGCUUUUGGUGCAGCUAGCACCCCUGCCUUUGGCGCCACUAGCACUCCGGCAUUUGGUGCCACUAGCACUCCGGCCUUUGGUUCAACAUCAACUCCAGCAUUUGGCAGCACUGGUUCUGCAUUUGGUGUGUCAAAUUCUCCAAUGUUCGGAUCUGGGGGAGCAUUUGGUGCUUCAAGCUCUCCUGCAUUUGGUUCUCCGGGAACUCCUGCAUUUGGUGCUUCAGGAACCCCUGCUUUUGGGGCUCCGGGCGCACCUGCUUUUGGGGCCUCAAGCACCCCCGCUUUUGGGGCGUCGGGAACCCCUGCUUUUGGGGCCUCGGGCACUCCCGCUUUUGGGGCCCCUGGCACUCCCGCUUUUGGAGCCUCGGGCACUCCCGCUUUUGGGGCCUCGGGCACUCCCGCUUUUGGGGCUUCAAGCACUCCCGCUUUUGGGGCUUCAAGUACCCCAUCCUUCAGCUUUGGGUCCUCCCCUGCAUUUGGGCAAUCAGCUUCGGCAUUUGGUAGUAGCCCCUUUGGAACUGCUACUGCUCCUUAUGGAGCUCAGAGUUCCCCGUUUGGAACACAGGCUACAACAUCAGCAUUUGGGAGCAGUACCUUUGUGCAGUCUGCCGGUGGAACUCCACGCGUGGGAAGCAGGGUAGCCCCUUAUACGCCAACAACUGAGACAGACAGUAGUGGUACACAGCCUGCUGGGAAGUUGGAGUCGAUAUCAGCCAUGCCUGUCUACAAAGAUAAAAGCCAUGAGGAGUUGAGAUGGGAAGACUAUCAAGUGGGAGAUAAAGGUGGACCACUCCCUGCUGGUCAACCUGCUGCUGGGGUUGGCUUUGGUGCUCUGGCUCCACAGUCCAGUCCUUUUGCUUCAUCAUCAACAUUUGGUCAAACAUCUGCAAAUCCAUUUUCUAGCUCGACUUCCUCCAACUUAUUUGCUUCAAAACCUCCUGGUUUUGGUGGUCAAGGCUUUGGAAGCUCAUCCACUCCUGCAUUCGGUUCUUCACCUUUUGGUCCUUCUUCUUCUCCCAACCCUUUUUCAACAACCUCAUCUGUAUUUGGGACAACAGCAACAUCCGUAUUUGGGUCUGGUCCAUCUCCAUCAGUUUUUGGAUCAUCAAGCUCAUCGACAUUUGGGUCAUCCCCUUCCAUCUUUGGUUCUACAUCUCAGACACCAUCAAUAUUUGGUUCUACAUCUCAGGCGACAACCCCAGGGUUCGGCUCCAGCAUUAAUUUCGGUAACACUCAGACAUCUCCCCUAUUCCCGUCCAUCACACCUUCACUUGGACAGACGGGGUCGGCUUUUGGACAGAGUACUACCCCUUCCUUUGGACAGAGUACUGCCCCUUCCUUUGGUCAGCAGGGUGGAUUCGGUUCUAGUGGUUUUGGGGGAAGCUUUUUCGCAAGCGCUCCAUCAAUGAUUCCUUCAAGCAGCCCAAUGGGUUUUGGCCAAACAACUCCUUCUAUUUCAACGCCUUUUCAACCAGCUCAGCCUGCACCGACUGCUGGUGCUUUUGGCUUCAGCAACUUUGGCCAGACACGAGCAGCUAAUGCAAGUGGAUUUGGUGGCACAUCAAACCUUUUUGGUCAGAGUAAUUUGGGACAGUUUUCUGCCACACAAGGCUCAACUGUCAUGCAACCGGCACCCAUUACUAAUCCAUUUGGAACACUUCCUGCCAUGCCCCAAAUGUCAAUUGGUCAAGCUGGAGCUGCCCCUUCCGUUCGAUAUGGAAUUUCAACCAUGCCUGUAGUUGAAAAGCCUGCUCCUGUGAGAAUAUCAUCCUUAUUGACUUCUCGACACCUUUCACAAAGGCGGAUUAGGUGGCCUGCAAGGAAAUAUCAGUCUAAGAAUGAUGGUCCAAAGGUUCCAUUUUUCGAUGAUGAUGAAGAAACAGCAAGCACGCCAAAGGCAGAUGCUUUUCUCAUUCCCAGGGAAAAUCCAAGAGCGUUGGUUAUUCGUCCCAUAGACCAGUGGCCUUCGAGGUCUAAUGCGGAGAAAGCUUCUCCCUUGAAGGAUAGGUCUACCCCAGUGCAUGAAAAUGGCAAAACUUCUGGAGAGGCAAAUAUUCCUGCUGAUGGAGACAACAAUCCAGUUGAAGAUGGCAUUGUGAAGGAGCAAGUUUAUCGUACAGUCAACCAGAAACCUAAUGGAGUCCAUGAUGAUCAUUCUGUUCAGAAGGAGGAUGCAUAUACGACACUUAGUGGUCACAGAGCUGGUGAGGCUGCAAUUGUGUAUGAACAUGGGGCUGAUAUUGAGGCAUUAAUGCCAAAGCUUCGGCGUUCUGAUUACUACACAGAGCCUCGGAUCCAGGAAUUGGCUGCCAAGGAAAGGGCUAAACCAGGGUUCUGCAGGCAUGUGAAGGACUUUGCAGUUGGACGGCAUGGUUAUGGCAGCAUCAAAUUCUUGGGUGAGACAGAUGUGAGGCGACUUGAUCUUGAGGCCUUGAUUCAGUUCAAUAACCGUGAGGUGAUUGUAUAUAUGGAUGAAAGCAAGAAACCGCCUGUUGGGCAAGGUCUCAAUAAGCCUGCUGAGAUAACCCUUCUCAACAUAAAAUGCUUUGAGAAAAAGACCGGGCAACAGUAUAUAGAAGGGCCUAAGAUUGAGAAAUACAAGGAGAUGCUUAGGAGGAAGGCUGAGGACCAAGGUGCAGAGUUUGUGUCCUACGAUGCCAAAAAAGGGGAGUGGAAGUUCCGGGUCAACCACUUCAGUACGUACAAACUUGACGAUGAUGGAGAUGACUGGUGUACUCAAACAACCUCAGUUUGCUAAGGAAAGGGGUUAUCUUGAUGCCUUAAAUGGUAGUUGGUGUUGAAAGAAAAUAUGUGUGAUGCAUGGUUUCAAGGGUUUUGUUUUGUGAUCGCCAAACUGCGUCAUAUUACAUUAUUACUGUACACCUUUGCCUAAUCCAAACCCUCCUUUGUUGUAAAAUUUUAUAUGUUGUGGGGUUUUCUCUGGUGCUUUUUUUUUCGUGGGAUUCAUCAUUUCUGGUAUAUUUGAAGUUUGGUUUGAAGUUUGUAGUGGAUGAGCCGAAAGUUUGUUGGACAAACCAAUAUUCGAAAUUCAGUCUGUUCUAAGGGCGGACUUAUUUACA